Ailuropoda melanoleuca (giant panda) is the source of this 485-nucleotide messenger RNA. Its product is annotated as 60S ribosomal protein L32-like. The transcript has a single exon. Gene Ontology annotation, molecular function: structural constituent of ribosome. Gene Ontology annotation, cellular component: ribosome; cytosolic large ribosomal subunit. NCBI's taxonomy places the organism in Eukaryota, Metazoa, Chordata, Mammalia, Carnivora, Ursidae. The coding region runs from base 42 to 485 and encodes 147 amino acids. The record is from RefSeq and is a predicted model, not a curated record. Gene Ontology annotation, biological process: translation.
ACACUGACUGCAGAGGUGGCAGCCAUCUCCUACUCAGCAUCAUGGCUGCCCUCAGACCUCUGGUGAAGCCCAAGAUUGUUAAAAAGAGGACCAAGAAGUUCAUCCAGCACCAGUCAGACCAAUAUGUCGAAAUUAAGCACAACUGGUGGAAACCCAGAGGCGUUGACAAUAGGUUGUGCAGAAGAUUCAAGGGCCAGAUCUUGAUGCCCAACACUGGUUACAGAAGCAGCCAGAAAACAAAGCACAUACUGCCCAGUGGCUUCCUGAAGUUCCUAGUCCAUAACGUCAAGGAGCUUGAAGUGCUCCUGAUGUGCAACGGAUCUUACUGUGCAGAGAUUGCUCACAGUGUCCCCUCCAAGAACCACAACGCCAUGUGGAAAGCAGCCAGCUGGCGAUCAGUCACUAAUCCCAGUGCCAUGCUGUACAGUGAAGAAAAUGAAUACAGACAGCUUAUAUGCAUCAUAUUUGUGUUAAUAAAACCAUAA